This is a messenger RNA of Spea bombifrons (plains spadefoot toad), 1048 nucleotides long. RefSeq names its product axonemal dynein light intermediate polypeptide 1-like. The record is from RefSeq and is a predicted model, not a curated record. The transcript has 2 exons. NCBI's taxonomy places the organism in Eukaryota, Metazoa, Chordata, Amphibia, Anura, Pelobatidae. The coding region runs from base 174 to 959 and encodes 261 amino acids. Gene Ontology annotation, molecular function: dynein heavy chain binding. Gene Ontology annotation, cellular component: filopodium; axoneme.
CGAGGACGUCACCUACGGGCAACUCCUCAAGAGAACAUCCAAUCAAAAAGUUCGAAGUGUCAACAGUAGCCAAUGGUACAGGCGAGAGUUUGGCACGCAUCCAAUCACGGAGCAGGAGGCUGGGCUAAGCGGGUAUAAAUUGCCCGUCCGGUGAGUCUGAAGCGGCUGCCGCCAUGAGCUCCCCGGCCGACUCGCUGCUCAAAUACGACAACCCGGUCCUCGUCAGCACCAAAAGCGAGAGGAAGUCCCCCAAAUCCCGCACCCUGAGACCCAUCGCCCCGGUGCCGCCCCCGCUCACCGCCCCGGUGCCCCCCCCGCUCACCGCCCCGGUGCCCCCGCCCCCGAAGAGCCUCACGCCGGACACCAGCAGGCCCCCCGAGGAGAUCCUUGACGCCGUCCUGCCCCCCCGCCAAUGGACGGAGAGCGAGCAGGCGUGGAUCCAGCGGGUGUCGAGCGCGCCGAGCACGCGCAUGGACGUCGUCCGCCUGCAGGAGGAGCUGGACGCCAAGCUGCAGCAGAGGCAGGCGCGGGAGACCGGCAUCUGCCCCGUGCGCAGAGAGCUCUACUCCCAGUGCUUCGACGAGCUCAUCCGCCACGUGACCAUUAACUGCGCCGAGAGAGGCGUCCUGCUCCUGCGCGUGCGCGACGAGAUCAACAUGACCGUCUCGGCCUACCAGACCCUGUACGAGAGCAGCGUGGCCUUCGGGAUGAGGAAGGCCCUGCAGGCCGAGCAGGGGAAGUCCGACAUGGAGGGCCGGAUCGGACAGCUGGAGCUGGACAAGAAAGAGCUGGAGAGGCAGCUGAACGAGCAGAAGGCCAAGUGCGAGGCCACCGAGAAGCGGGAGGCCGAGCGGCGCCAGGCGGAGGAGAAGAAGCACGCCGAGGAGGUCCAGUUCCUCAAGAGAACCAACCAGCAGCUCAAGGCUCAGCUCGAGGGGAUUAUCGCCCCCAAGAAGUGACCAACCCCACUGGGAGCCCUGACAGAUAACCACUACUCCUUUACACGGUGGACGUGACAGGGCUGUUGGUUACUUUGUUGCCGCGUUUC